AAGCAACCAACUUCUUUUGCGAUCACACAAUGUCCUCUAUUCACCUGCGAAAUUGAAUCUUCACAUCGCCACGCACGAUAUCGACGAUUUAAGCGACUGCCAGCGAGUUCCUACAAUCCCUACCAACGAUGGCCGACUUCGCCCCUCCACCAGGGCCUCCACCUCCGAAGGUCCCAGAGGGCUACAAAGCCAUCUGGAACGACCAAUACAAAGAAUGGUUCUACGUCAACAUCUACACCAAACAAUCCACCUGGGAACGACCUACUGAACCCGUCUACCCACCACCCGAAGGCGCACCUCACGAUGCGCCGCCAGGCUACAACAACGACACGAAACCGAAUCCUCAUUACGGCGACGACAAGUCCGCCAUGCACAGCAACAACCCUUACAAUGCGAACGCCGCCGGAGGAUCAAGCAGUAUAUCUGAAGAUGAGAGGCUGGCGCGACAACUCCAAGCGGAGGAAGACGCACGGAACGGCAAUCGCGGAGCUUCGGACAACUACUACGGCGGCGGAGCUCCUCAAUACGGUAAUCAAGCUCCGCAAUAUGGCAGUAGCUCGAACCAACUCCCAGCCCGCGACCAAGGCAAGAAAGGCGGGCUGCUCGGGAAACUCAAAGGCGCGCUGUCAUCUGGUGGUUCGUCUUCACGACCGAUGGGCGGGGGAGGAUACCCGCAACAAGGCUAUGGCGGAUAUCCACAGCAGGGAAUGAUGGGAGGCGGAUACGGUCACGGUCCGCAGUACGGCGGAUAUCCUCAACAGGGAUACGGAGGGUACCCACAACAAGGAGGGAUGAUGGGCGGAGGUGGCAUGAUGGGUGGAGGAAGGAGACCGGGUGGUGGGGGAAUGGGAAUGAUGGGUGGUGCAGCGUUGGGUGCAGGUGCGGGAUUGUUGGGCGGUGCGAUGUUGGCGAAUUCGUUCGAUGAUCAUGAGGAUUAUCAGGAGGGGUAUCAGGAUGGGCAGGAUGAUGGAGGGGAUUAUGGUGGAGGUGAUGAUGGCGGUGGUGGAGAUUAG
Molecule: messenger RNA, 1013 nt
Organism: Zymoseptoria tritici IPO323
Lineage: Eukaryota; Fungi; Ascomycota; Dothideomycetes; Mycosphaerellales; Mycosphaerellaceae
Exons: 2
Coding region: 129-1013 (294 amino acids)
Molecular function (GO): protein binding
Source: RefSeq, a predicted model, not a curated record